AUGUGGUGUCGGCGGGGGUUUGAGUGGAGGGGUGGGCCCCUCACGUGGGCAGUGGUCACCGGCUGUACGGACGGCAUAGGCCUCGAGUACGCGCGACAGUUGGCCUCAAAGGGCUAUAACUUACUACUCAUUAGUCGUAAUCCAAACAAAUUGGCUAAAGUUGGGCACGAGAUUGAGUCGACAUACCGGUGCCGAUGCAGAGUAUUGACCAUUGACUUCUCGCUAACCGAUAUCUAUGACGCAAUUGAAAAGGAGUUCAAGAGAUUGGAGGAAAUGGAUGAAGAAAUACAUGUUUUGGUGAAUAAUGUGUCGAUUUGUUACCCAAAGGAAAGACCGGAAUAUUUCACAGAAAUCCCGAAUUUAUCGCAAUUUAUUGAAUCCAUAAUUAACGUCAAUAUCAACGCCUGUACGCGACUCACGGCACUGGUAUUGCCCCGUAUGGUAGCCAAAGGCCGGGGAGCU
Molecule: messenger RNA, 462 nt
Organism: Oppiella nova
Lineage: Eukaryota; Metazoa; Arthropoda; Arachnida; Sarcoptiformes; Oppiidae
Source: the annotation of a GenBank genome assembly